AAUGAACGGUUGGUUCAUCGCUUCGAUCCAAUUCAGGAGCGAUUCUGGGAAUCCGGCUCGGUUCCCCUAGUUUAGACAUCCGUCUGGAAGGCCAUGUGAUGCCAUUAAACCAAACGCUGAUUUAAUGGAUAUAACCGGGUGAUUUCGAAGACAAGGAUACCAAAACAUCCAGGUGUGAGUUGUGUUCUCCAGGUUUGGAGUAUUCUGUUGUUUCUGUCAGCGGUUCUGGUUUGGUCAGUAUGCAGCGCUGGGUGACUCUGGCUCUGUUGCUGAGCCUCGGGGUCAGACGCGCCCUCGGACAGAACGGUGUGGGUGAACUUCCUGUGCCUCGUGGUUUAACCCUAAAUCCUGAUUUGCCCGCGCAGACUCUUUCUUUGACAUGGGAGAGUGACUCAUCGCUUUUUGACCUUGAGAUUUUCCACACCGAGCUCAUGAAUGUGGUGCUGAAUGAGACCGUGGAAGUUAAAACCGAUCCUUUAACAGGACUGCAUAGUUGGACCUGGCACUCACCAUUACCCUUGGAGUGCACUUCUCAUUCUGUGCAGAUCAGAGCACGAAACCAGCAGUCGCUCAGCCAGUGGAGCCCCCUUCAGACCAUUCUGGGGUCGGAUAUUCCUGAGAAGUCGGAUUCUUACAUGUUUCCCCAAGAUAAAGUGGUUCCUGUGGGCAGUAACACGACCUUCUGCUGCAUUGUUAAGGAGAAGGUCGAUUUUAAAGAAAUGAAGUACGGGCGUCAGGAGAUGACCGCCACACGACUGAGCAGAAGAACGUAUGCCAUCACAGUAACCAACCAGCCAGCAUCUGGCAACACGGGCACCAACGUGAUCUGCUGUUCCCAAAGCUCCACCCUCACAGGAGCUGUGGUGUUUGUAGGCUAUCCGCCGGGCGAUGAGGGCUUGGUCUGCGAGACGCGGGACCUGGCAUCCGCAGAAUGUUCUUGGAAGAAAGGACGAGAUACUCACUUGAGAAUGAAGCGCAGCCGCACUAAAUACACCCUUAAUGGAAGGGACUGUUUGGAGGCUAAUGAAAGGAAGGGAUCGUGGUGUAGCUCGAAGGUCUGGGAGGAGAGCUGGACUCUGGUGGCUCGAAAUCCUCUUGGAAGCGUCCAGCUCACUGACUCAGCCCAACUCACUGACCGCGUACAUCUGCUGGCUCCAGUGAAUGUGACAGCAGUUGAAGUCAAGGCCUGGAGUGCCACACUGCAGUGGAGCUGGUCUGUGGAGGCGUAUAAAAAGCUGGAGAUGGUCUGCCAGCUGCAAAUCUUAGACCAGGAACAUAACAGCACACAUAACUACAGUGGUGCAGGAUUAUCUUCUGCGGUUCUGGAGGGUUUGUGGCCAGAUGUGGACUACACUGUGACAGUGCGCUGCGGCUCGAAGCACAGUUUCUGGAAGUGGGGGAACGAGAGCGCCGCCUACAGGAUCCACACUAAAAUGGACCGUCCUGAUGCUCCUGAUGUCUGGAUCUGGAUGGACAGCAGUAACACAGGACGAGUUUUUUGGAAACCUCUGUCCGUGAGAAAAAGUCACGGUGCAUUAGUCGCCUACGAGAUUUCUCAGAGCUCAGCCGAGGAGGCACCGGUUUCUCUUCCUCCUUGGAACUUCAGCUAUCCCAUCAUCCUUAACAACAGCAGUGACAUCACCGUUGCCGUGGCAGCGCGAAACCCAGCUGGUCUCUCUGAGCUUUCCACUGGGAGCACCCCAGCAUACAGAGCAGAUUCCCAGCUGUCUGAGUCUGAGCUGCUCGGCACAAAUGGAUCAUUUGUCCUCUCCUGGCAGCCUCAUGUCAAUGCGAGCAGCGGGUACGCUGUGGAGUGGGUCCCGACCGGCUGCAGUGGACUCUGUACCGUUGACUGGAAGAAAGUUCCAGAAUCAGACAGCAGCUUCACAGUGAACUCAGACUCUCUGGUGGCAGGAGUGAGGUACACCGUAUCCGUGUACUCUCUCUCGACCAGCGCUCCUACGCUUCUGCAGAGAUGGCAGGGAUACUCACAGGAGAUGAUUCCUUCACAGCCGGUCAGCGAUCUGUUACCCAAUCAGGCUGGUUCUGAUGUGCUGCUGUCUUGGAAAGCCACCGCGAUGGAACACCAGAGAGGCUUCAUACGCGGAUACACCAUCUACCUGGCAAAUGCUGCACAUCUGGAUCUCAUCGAUAAUAUCUCUGACCCCGAAGUGCAGUCGUACAGGGUGAAGGGUUUGUCUCUGAGCUCUUAUAAGUUCGUAGUGAAGGCCUACACCUCAGCUGGGGAGGACGCAGGGGCCACUGUGGCCAUUAAAAUGGAGAUGAACACUGCUGACAUGUUGUUGGUUGGCAUUCUUGUGCCGUUGGGAAUCAUGUUCUGCUGUCUCAUCCUCAUCAGCAUUUUCUGCUACAAGAAGAGAGAGUGGGUAAAGAAAGCUUUCUAUCCUGAAAUCCCUGGACCUAAAGUACCCGGAGACUGGUCCUCCCCACAGGGUCCUCUGGAUGUGAAGCCCUCUCCUCACAGUCUGGUCCACAUUGAGGAGAGUCCAGGGUGGGAUUUUACUAAGGAAGGCCUGUUCCCAGUCCCAGAGGAAGAGGAGGAGUCUGAGAACGACAACAUCGAGGUCGACACUGACUCUGAUGAACCGGCCCUGCUGAGAUACUACAACCAGGUGGUUGGUGACGGCUCUCACAGUAACCAGGUCUCAGACUCCUCUGGUUCCUCCACCGUCUCGGUGGGCUCCACGCAGACUGAAGUGACCUACGCAGGCAUCCAGAGCCCCACCCCCUCGCAGGGGGCGUGCAGUGGCGGAGGUUACAGGCCUCAAAUGCAGUCUGUCGCGGCUCCGCCCGAGUCCCAAAUCGAAUUCGAAGCCGACUUCCAAGACGAUGGAAUGAAUGCAGGCUACAAACCCCAGUGUUCCUGGCAGCUGGAUUCUCCAGAGGCGGAAAACUUUAGCGGUUCCCUUGGCAGCCCUACGUCGGUCACAUCAUCCCAGUUCCUCAUCCCAGAAUCCUCUGAAGAGAAACCACAGCCUUCAAACACCUGGUUCCACAAUUUUCUCUCUGGAAAAUCCUGAGAACGCACUAGCUUUUAUUUUUUGCGUUCGUUUGUGCCGUUCACUUUUAGGAGGAUGUUUUCAGUUCGUUUUAGGGUUUGUGCCCUUACUGGAAAUCGCUCACAUUUACAUAAUCACCGUCACUACUGCUUCUCAAGGACUUGUGAUACUGACCAGACAGGUGAAGUACUACUGAAGAGCUGAAGGUGGUCUUAUCUUCUCUCGCUCGCUCAGAGCAGUAUGAUGUUUUAGUGUAGGAACGUCACUUCUAUUCAUACGAUGGUGUUCGUACCGCUUUCUUGCAGUGUUAUUGGAGUGAUCGCAGUACAUUUUCACCCUUACAGCAUUAUAUUGUGUACAACAUUUCACUGCUUUUUUUCAGUCCUAAUUUUACUUACAGUUUUGUAGCGGUAGGAGGUCCAAACAGCAGCCUAAGGCUACAUUUACACAACAACGAUGUAGUCAAAAAACGAAAAAAAAAUAAUAAUAAUUUGCAUUUUUAAAAAGUUUAAUGUACGAACAGGCAAAACUCAUAAAAAGUUUCCCAUUUUUAGCUGAACUUUGUUGUGUAAAUGGUCCCCUACGUUGAUUGACUAUUUAUUCACACAUUUCUCUGCCAGUGAAACGUAUUUAGAUAUGCAUUUAAAAAGAUCAAAACCAGUGCACUUAAGGCUUGUUCUCAAAGCUGCGCCGCUUUCAGGUGAUUUAAAAAAAAAUGAUAUGUAGCUUCAAGCAACAGCUUCUCGAGUCUCACUGUCUGUGUAAACAGACCCAUGCACAUUGAAUAAGCUGACAGAACAAAAGUAAAAUGGGAGAAAUAUGCAUCUCUGAUUUUUCUUAAACCUUUUUUACAUUUUAAGGAAAAUGGCUGUUAAAGUGUUUUCGUGAUCUUACAUCGUCAGUCCGUGUAAGAUGCAUGUAAACACACCGUUACUGUUAAUCGUGAUGCAGCUAGCUAGUUGUGUGUAUUUUUGAUUUGUGGUUGACGCUCAGUCAGCUUAACUUCUCUACUAGGGCUGCACAAUUUUGGGAAUAAAAUCUAAUUGUUUUUUUGUUUUUGUUUUUUGUUUGCUGUUUUUGUUUGUUGGGCUGCACCAUUUGGCCGAAAAUUAAUUAUGUAGCAGUGAGACUAAUAAAAUGUGUUUAAUUUUAAUAAUUACUAUUAUCACUACUGCUAUUACUAAAUAAAAAUUGUAAAGAAAAUAACAAAUAGUAUUAUUGUAAUAUUUCACUUUAAAAGAUAAAAAUAAUAUUUUACAGUACAGUUGUUACAAAAAUGUCUUAAUUUUUUAACAUUAAACUACAAGCCUUUUCAGUUUGGAAAUUUCAAUUUCCUUUUCUUUUUUUUUUUCUCUUUUAUUAAUCGUGCAGCCCAAUUCUCUUCAACAUAUUUACCAAAAAAUCUCUGCUCUUGGUCUAAUAAUCCAGGCGGGAAGCUAAACAUUUUUUUAGUCUUUUCAUUUUUGCUUUCCUAAGGUCAGUGACAUUUAAUGAAUUUGGCAUUAUCCGUACAUCAUGUGAAGCACCUUUUAGUUUUAUGAAUGCAUCGUUGUAUUUCACACCUGAUGAAUAUAUUGGACUCUAACGUAAUAAUAAUACUCCCAGUAUGACCUCAACUAUGUAUCUAAUCAUAGAUGCCUCUGUCCAGGAUGAUGAUAUGUCUUGUGUCCAGAGAUUAUGGUUUUAAAAUAACCACAGUGCCUCGGGAGCUUCGUUUUUUUUGUUUUGUUUUGUUUGUUUUUUUCACAAAGAACAGCAUCUUCUUUCAAAACAGUUUCCUUGGAUAAUGGGCCCACAUGGACCACAGGGUAAAUUACUGAGAUCAGAAGGACCUGCUAUUCCUUUAGAUUGGACUUUAUCAAUCGAGCAUACAGAUAUAUAAGAGAUAUGUAUCUAAUGUUACUGUGAAGGCCUUUUUCUGAGCACUGUACAUAUCGCUAGUCCUCCAAAACCUUGUGCAGCAGUCAGAACAACAGAUACGUCACAUCAGGACGACAUGAUGCUUGUCACUACAGUGAGAAUGAAUGAUGAAAGUUGACAUGAAAUCAGAAGAUAAGAAACUAAACCGCUAGUUAUGAAACUCCCACUGUGCACCAUCUAAUCUAUGUUUGCUGGAAGAAAUCAACCCCCUCCCUGCAUUUUAUUUGUGUUCAGUAUCUCGUUUCACUGUGAAACAUCAUAGUGUGGAAAUAAAUGGGUCGCAAUGCAAUUUCAUGUUGAAUUUGAAGAGCAUCAGAUAGCAGUCAUUAAACUCCUAAUGUGGUGUGUGAUUGAAAGGGCAUUAGAUGAACAUUAAGAAUGAGAUUGUGAAGAAAUAUGAGAGAGGUCAGCAUCUACUGUUGCUUAAGCUUUAAACACUACUGUGAAACAUAUUUUAUUUUUUUGAAAUAAGUUACUAAUAUGUCAUUUUUUCAGUUAUGUGUAGAGAUCUUUUAAAAAAGCCUAUUAAUGUUUAUUUUUUUAUUUGCUUGUAUGAAUGUAUUAUAUACAAAUGUCAAUGCGUAUGCAAUGUUUUUGUUUUUUUUAACUGUUGAAUAAUAUGCUUCGAAAGCCUUCGCUUCGGAUUUAGAUUUUAUAUUAGCCAAGAUGAGCUAGUUAUUAGGAGUAUAAAUGGAAAAUGAGCCAAUGUUAUAGGCUGUCUCAUUACAGGAAAAAAGUUGUCCAAAUCUGAUUUAUAUAUAUAAAAUUACUAUAUAAUGUCUGAACAGGGCAUUUCAUUUUUCUAAAUUAGAUUUGAGCAACUUCCGAAUUCAAUUAAGAUGAGAGAUCAGUAGGAUGUCACACUACAUAAAUGAGGCGUUAAUGUAAAUAGCUUGUUGACACUGAUGUAAAUAAGCUUUUCUCUUAAGCAUGAAGAUCAUCAGAUGGGAAUAUUGCACCCCAGUUAAUAUUGCGAUAAUAUUAUUGCCUUUGUAUGCAUGACAGAUUCCACAUUCAGUGUUCAGAGAGAGGAAGAGAGGAGCUAUGAAUGAGGAAUAUGAAUUACUUCCAUAUAUGAUUGUGUAAACACAUUUAGAAAAAAAUCAAGAUGUAUGCAGGCAUCUGAGCUUCUAUUACACUGUUGCUAAUACACUAACAGAAUAUCAACUAGUCUGUAUUAUUAGAGACAAUAAAUCCUGAAAAAAUAAA
Messenger RNA from Carassius auratus (goldfish), 6149 nucleotides. RefSeq names its product leukemia inhibitory factor receptor-like. NCBI's taxonomy places the organism in Eukaryota, Metazoa, Chordata, Actinopteri, Cypriniformes, Cyprinidae. The transcript has 18 exons. Bases 240 to 3041 code for a protein of 933 amino acids. The record is from RefSeq and is a predicted model, not a curated record. Gene Ontology annotation, molecular function: cytokine receptor activity; protein binding. Gene Ontology annotation, cellular component: membrane.